AUGUUCCCGUGGCUGCUCCUGGCACUGAGUAUCUGCUCCUGCCCUGGCACAGGCAUGUCCCCAGCUGUCCCCCCACGCCGCAUGGACUCGGUGCUCGACAUCCUGGACGCCCUCGAGUCCCCGGCCCGAGGCGGCUCCCCCGGCACUGCCGUAGCCUUGGGGAGGGGGCUGGGGGUCUGCAGCACCCCAGGGUGCCAGGCGGUGCUGGGCGAGCCCCCCAGUACCCCCAAACGCCCCUCGGCUCUCACCCCGGGCCAGUGGCAGCUCCUGACCGAGCUCCUCCGCCGCGACCCAGCGACACCAGAGCUGGGGGCGGUGCUUGCCCCCGACGGCUCCACGGUAGCUCUCGGUCCCCUCCUGGCCGGCAUCGAGGUAGGGCUGAGAUCCGGUGGCUUUGGGCCACCCCUCCCCACCCUCGACCCGCCGGCCGACCCCCUCUUGGCUGUCACCAUUGCCGAAGCUUUGGGGACAUCGUUCCUGCUGGCUCGGGGGGGUGACAACAACGCCACCACGCUGGGACCCAGCGGCUGCUGGGACAACGUGGAGAACCCCCAAAAUUACACCUUGAGGGGUCCCCCGUCUCCUGUCCCUGACCAUGUGGCCAUCGGGGCCAUGGAUGGGGUAGUCCUGGGGGUGCAGCUGGCGCAGGGACCUCUCCCGGUGGCUGAACUGCUCCGGGGCUACUACGGGGUUGGGAAUGGCUCAGAAGUGGGGAGACCCCCCAGCAGUUACCGGCGCCGGGAUUUUGGGAUGCUGGUGGAACAGGGACGGCUGGAGAAGGAGGUGGCAGCGGUUUUGGGGAUGCUGAAGACACUGUCGCCCAGCCUGGAGCUCCUGAGGGACAUGGGGACACAAGAGGUGGUGGCCGUGGCUCGUCAGGCAGCGCAGGAAUUCAGCGAGCGCUACGUGGAGUGCCCAGCCAUCGUGCCUCGCUGCCUGUGGGGUGCCCGUCCCUACCGGGGUACCCCAGCCCUGCUGCGGCCCCCGCUGGGCUCAGUGUUCCUGCACCACACCCUGGAGCCGGCACAGCCCUGCUGGACCUUCAGUGCCUGCACCCGUGCCAUGAGGGACAUGCAGCGCUUCCACCAGGACACUCGUGGCUGGGAUGACAUUGGCUACAGCUUCGUGGUGGGCUCAGAUGGGUACCUGUAUGAGGGCCGGGGCUGGCAGUGGGUCGGUGCCCACACCAAGGGCUACAACACCCAAGGCUUUGGUGUUGGCAUUGUCGGUGACUUCACGGCCACCCUGCCGGACCCUGACACGCUGGCCCUGGUGCGGGAUGAGCUCCUGCCCUGUGCCAUCCGCUCUGGCCACAUCCGGCCGGACUUCACCCUGCGAGGCCACCGCCAGCUUGGGCGCACCAACUGCCCUGGCAACGCCCUCUUCCAGGAGAUCCAGAGCUGGCCCGGCUUCCAGGGGACACCAGUGCCACCAGGGCUUGGGCAUCCCGAGCCCCCCAGCUGUCUUUUCGGAGGGAUUCCAGGAGCCACCCUUAGAGGGGUGACCCGCUGUGUUCCCCUCGGUGUCGCCGGCGCGUCCCCAGCGGAAGCAGUGUCAUCACCUCCCGCGGCAGAGGCGAAGAAGAAGGAGAAGGAGGCGAUGGAAGUGGAAGCCCUCCUGGCCACCCCCCAACCUCCCACCCUAAUGAAGACCUACACAUGGCUCACCAUGACUACUGUCACCCUCAGGGGGGGACCCAGAAAGGGUCGGGGGGUCCUCGGGGAGCCAGUGCUGGGUGUGGCUGCAGGGCUGGAAACGGUCCUACAGUCACACCGACGGCACCCAAGAAUCCACGGGGACUUGAGGGGACUCGAGGGGACAAAGCCACCCCUGCAGCUGUACCUGCGCUCCGUGGGCAGGAGGAGGGGACACAGCGGCACCAGGGCAGAGCUGAGGGAGCAGGAUGGGGCAAAUAAACCAGUGCAGACAGAUCAAAUGAUGACCUUCUGUCUUCCCCAACUCCGGCAACUUCGUACACAAACAAUAGGCAAACAUAUCUCCAACCAGCAUGAGUCGGCCAUCAUUUAG
Molecule: messenger RNA, 2028 nt
Organism: Cinclus cinclus
Lineage: Eukaryota; Metazoa; Chordata; Aves; Passeriformes; Cinclidae
Product: N-acetylmuramoyl-L-alanine amidase-like
Exons: 9
Coding region: 1-2028 (675 amino acids)
Biological process (GO): detection of bacterium; defense response to Gram-positive bacterium; peptidoglycan catabolic process
Molecular function (GO): peptidoglycan binding; N-acetylmuramoyl-L-alanine amidase activity; peptidoglycan immune receptor activity
Source: RefSeq, a predicted model, not a curated record